UAAGAUGCAUAUAAACUGAAUCAUGCUUUAAAAAAGACUUUAUAAAGGUGUGUUUCUGUUUGUUUUCUGGGUGGAGCACGUGGGAAAGCGCCAAUCAGCGCGCCGGUGUGUUUGUUUGUGGGCGGAGCUUAUGCUGUGGCUUGUGAGCGCUGUUCCUUCAAACGUUCAUGUUGUAGCGUUGAGAUCCAGACCGCUGACUUCACCUGUUGUGGGCUUAAUAUUUUACAUUCUUCUUACUUUAAUUCUCACUUUACGAUAGAGAAAGUUUCUCCCACGCACUGAAGCUAUGGCGGAACGGUCCUGAAGUGAAACAGACACCGGACUGCUUUUCUUCUCGACCUGGACGGAGAGUGGACGCCGGUUUUUAAAGGGCGCUCGUGCGGCGAUGCUGAAUCUGACCGCGAUGAUUGAGGUGUCGAUCCCCUCUAUGCACCGAGAAGUGGACGAGUCAGGAAAGUCACACAAACUCUUCAGGGUGGAGAUUUUGUUCAAUGGAAGAAAGCACUUUGUUCUGCGGCGGCAGAGUGAUUUCCAGACGUUGCACCGGAAGCUCAAGAAGAUCCUGCAGCCACCUGAAUUCCCCAGCAAGAGAACCCAGCUGCGCUCUAAACCACUGGAGCAGAGACGGCAGGAGCUGGAGGACUACAUACAGGUGAUCCUGUACCAGAACGAAGUGGUUCCUCAGGAGCUGCUAGAUUUCCUGGAUGUGAAACACUUCCACAAAAGAAAUGAUGCAAACAAGAACUGUGGUUUUCGAGAAGAACAGCAGAAGGACAGACAAGAACUGGGGAAAAGCUGUGAGCUGCUGCAUCAGAGAGUGGUGGGUUUCUCCAGUGACCCUUAUCUUGUUGCUUCAGAGUCAGACCUGCCGGAUGUGGUUGUAGCUGGUGUCCUGCAGGGCUUCUUCCCCAGAGACAAUAAGGUGGGCUUAAGGACAUGCUCCAAGUCCAGCAUUAGGCAUGGUCGAAGACUUCCUUCUAUCCCCACCAUCGUCAUAGACAGAUGCAGCCUGAGCUCAUUACCAGAAGCACAGACGACCUGAGACAUGGGAGAGGUUUCUUUUUCCAAAACUGACCAGGCUUCCUGCUUUUGGGAUCUUACCUCAGAAGGGCUGGUGCUUUGAUUAUAUGGAUAAAAGCCAUGAGCACUGAUAAGGCUCUCUGUAAGGCAGGGAUGAGGAAAGCCAAUAUUGUUUACAUAUUCUGCUUGGUUUGGAACUUGGAGUUUUAGUAUCUGUCGCUAACGCACUUUCAGUAUGUACUUUACCCUGGUCAGGGUCACGAUGGAUCCGAUCCUGGGAAUACUGGGUGCAAGGCAGGAAUACACCCUGCAUGAGACACCUGUCCAUCCCAGAGCACCAUGCGCACGCAUACAAACACUCAGACCCAUUAUCCUAGCCAGUCCAACUACCAGUAUGUUUUUGGAAGGUGGCAAUAAACUGCAAAUGUACAUGAACACAUGAAGUUCAGGAUCAAACCCAGAACCUUGGACCUGUGAGGCUGUGAUGCCACCUACUGCACCAUGUGGCACCUAUACACUGUAAUUGAUUUCUGAUUAAUUUAACAUUCAUGUGAUAUUGAUGCAAGCUAUCAUGUUCUUUUAUUUUAGUUUUUCUAAAAUUUGACAUGAGCUUGAUAAAUAUUCAAUAUAUAAUUUAUAUUAUAGAAAUGUUUAAGAUGAAUUUCACCAGAAUA
Hemibagrus wyckioides is the source of this 1694-nucleotide messenger RNA. RefSeq names its product sorting nexin 22 (gene snx22). The record is from RefSeq and is a predicted model, not a curated record. Bases 386 to 1042 code for a protein of 218 amino acids. Gene Ontology annotation, molecular function: phosphatidylinositol phosphate binding. NCBI's taxonomy places the organism in Eukaryota, Metazoa, Chordata, Actinopteri, Siluriformes, Bagridae. The transcript has 6 exons.